Molecule: messenger RNA, 420 nt
Organism: Protopolystoma xenopodis
Lineage: Eukaryota; Metazoa; Platyhelminthes; Monogenea; Polystomatidea; Polystomatidae
Source: the annotation of a GenBank genome assembly
GUGAUAGAAGAAGCAACGGCCUUGGGGAAAGCGCACGCCUCUCAGCUGAUCAACCAGAAUAUCAAUGAGGGUGACUUAUCAUCAGUUUUCGACUAUUUAGUCCAUGUGUUCCAGGCAGAAGCCAAUUCUAAAACUCUUAACCAGGCUUUAAAAGAGCUUGACAAACUUUGCCCAAACACCGCCAUGAUGGCUAUCUCUUCAGACACUUCUUCUGGAAAGAUAAUCUGCUUAGCUCAAGUGCCCAAGAGCGUAGUUGCCAAGGGCCUCAGAGCUAAUGAAUGGGCGGCUAGUGUCGCACAGGCGAUGAAAGGCAAGGCCGGCGGAAAGGAAACCUCAGCCCAGGCGAUUGGAACUCAACUAGCAGCCUUGGACGAAGUCGUUGAAUUGGCAAAUAAAUUCGCGCAAAGCAAGCUUCAUUGA